GAAGAGCAGAUUAUUUACCCGGUGGAGAAACUUCUGAAAGUGGCCAGUACGGAGCGAGAGUUUGGGAAUUAUUUCUUCCAACAGCAACGGUAUGAGGAUGCGAAGGACCAGUACAAGAAGGCUCUCUCGGUGUUUGCACAUUGUCACGAAACUGGUGAGGAGCCAACUCAGGCAAUUCACUCCUCCAAACUAUUGCUGUACCUGAACCUGUCUCUGGCCAGUCUGAAGUUGAAUGCGCCCAGGCGGGCUCUGGUUUAUGGGGAGAGAGCUCUCAGCAUCGACAGCAAGAACCGCAAAGCUCUGUUCAGGUGUGGCCAGGCCUGCAUACUGCUGCUGGAGUAUGACAAAGCCAAGGACUUCCUACUGAGGGCACAGAAACUGGAGCCGUUCAAUCCUGACGUGAACCGUGCUCUGGUGAAGCUGGACAGAUGCUACCGAGAGUGGAGCUUGAAGGAGAAGGAGAUGUGUACCAGGAUGUUUGCUGCCUGGGAACCUGCAGCAGUGAAAGAUUAAAGUGAGUCAUCUCCGAUUUGCAUGGGAGUUGGAGCUUAAAGCAGGCACUGUGCUGCUUCAGGAAUUAGUGACGGCUUCUUUAAACUGCCUCUGAAUGGGAAGUGGUUUUGUUGCCACUGUUCUCCCUGUGAAGGUUCUGAGUGUUGCAAUUUUACAGGCAGCAGUAACCCUUCAUGGGUGACCUCUGGGUUAUGGGAUGGAAGUGGGCUGACACUUGACCUGUCGUCAGUAUCAAGGGCCUGAGAGGAGCAGGUGGGAAUAAUCUCCAUCUCCAAAACUCCUGCUGACUGGGGAAUUUCCUGCACUCUGGGCCACAUCGGA
This is a messenger RNA of Chiloscyllium plagiosum (whitespotted bambooshark), 834 nucleotides long. Lineage: Eukaryota; Metazoa; Chordata; Chondrichthyes; Orectolobiformes; Hemiscylliidae. The record is from RefSeq and is a predicted model, not a curated record.